Molecule: messenger RNA, 1326 nt
Organism: Botrytis sinoallii
Lineage: Eukaryota; Fungi; Ascomycota; Leotiomycetes; Helotiales; Sclerotiniaceae
Exons: 1
Coding region: 1-1326 (441 amino acids)
Source: RefSeq, a predicted model, not a curated record
AUGACAGCAAAACCAGAAUCCGACUUUGCUACUCAACCUUCCACUCCAAGACACAAUCCAAGAAAUGCUUUCAUCUCAACACCUGACUACACUCCCCCUUCAUUGUCCCCCUCUCCUCUCUUCAGAUUCUCGGCAAAUAUUACAUCUGAAUCAGAUCCAUUCAUCUCAGGUCUCGGUGCAUCAUCAACUACGAAAUCUAUAUCAAGUAAUGACUCUGUAGCUUCGCUUCUUGGAUCGAACAAUGGUCCUUCCUUCAGCAAUCUAUCUUUAUCUAACACUUCCAUUCUCCCUCGCGAUCGCUACGAUCUGACUAUCACUCGGAAUCCUAUCCAUCCCCACAAUCAUAAAUUAAAUCUCGAAUCCGAGGACUUACGCGCAUACUAUCAAACCCUCCAAUUCUACCGAAAAUGGACUUCUCAUUUGAUUUCUCACCUCACUGGUAUCCCUAUAAUGCGCAAUCUAACAUCCACUUCUCCGGAUAAUUUCAUCACUAUACACUCUCCUUCCCGCAAUCACUCUCUCAAGCACGAUGACCCUCAACUUUUCCCUCCUCGAGCUGACUACCCCAAUGAACUCACAAUCCUCACUCGCCAAAAGAAUCCAAUCCAAGAAAAUGAUCUCGCUACUUCCAUUUCCCAGCUCGAGGCUCUAACUAAGCAUCUACUCUCCCUUCCUCUCCCUCACACCCUUCCAAACAAGAAUGCCAAUACCGAUACCCUCCUCUACCGUGUGCACACUGCAACAUCUCAAUCCACCUAUUCUCGCUCCUACGGAUUCCGUUGCUCAGGCUGGAUAGACAGUCUCUACACAUCCGGCGUAACAGACGAAAGACAAGCCGACGGCCGCGCAUUCCAAUCCCAUUGCAACCGGGACAAGGUUCCCAGUCCCUACAUUUCCGUAUCCACAUCCAUUGCACGAAUUAUGAGAUUGCCCGAGUGCCACAAAGAGAAAGAAGCGGGAAGUCGUGUAUCCGUUAUCUCGCUGAAUCGACUUAGACAAUUGGGCAUCAAAGCACAGAGUACAAGUUUAUAUUUUGAUGAAUUUGUGUAUUCCUCAGGAGGGAAGAUUUCGAGGAAGAAUGGGGACAAGGAUCAUCUAUAUGAGGAUGGAGUGAGUUAUGUGACAGAGACUCAUUGGUUGGUAGAGGAAUGGAUACCGGAUCAGGCAAUUGUCAGUGAGAUGGAUUGUGAGGAGUUUUUUAAGAUAGCCGACAGAGGAGGGAUCAAUAGGGAGGUUGCCAGGAAGUACCCAUUCAAAACAGAAUUAGAGGCAAUGACAAUCGACUUGGAGAAGUGGCCUGAGAGAUAUCUGGGCGGGAAGAAGUAG